Molecule: messenger RNA, 672 nt
Organism: Benincasa hispida (wax gourd)
Lineage: Eukaryota; Viridiplantae; Streptophyta; Magnoliopsida; Cucurbitales; Cucurbitaceae
Source: RefSeq, a predicted model, not a curated record
AUGCGAGAGACAACAUUCCUGGCUGCCAGUCGUAGGCUUGCCACCCAAGCCCACACCAUCCCCAGAAUCGUCGGAAGAUCCCGGAGAAAUCCUUUGGUCGUUAGGCCUCCUGUGUUCAAGAGAGAAGGAAGCACCAAGAGCAUGCCUAUGCCAAUAGCUGCCGUCUCCACUGAAAGCAAGAGGAAGAGACGAAAUGAUACAGAGGUGUUUGGCAACAUCCUAAGUUCCUUGGAGCAAGGAGGUGGACUGCCCAAGGCAGGGGUUGUAAACCAACCACUGCCUAUGAAGGAGGAGGCAGCGGUAGUGACGGAUGAACCAGUGAAGGAUGGAAUAGUGGUGGUGGAAGAAGUGGUGGUUGAAGAAGAAGAAAAGACGAAUAAUGUUUUGGUCCCAGAGACUCAGGAGGCAACUGUCAUCGCAGAAAUUUAUGAUGAACCUCCAAGAAGAAAAGAAGAGGAAAUUGUUGCAGGGGAUGUACAUCCAGAAGAGGCCGAGAAGGAUGAUAAGAAGAGAGAGAAGCAGCUAGAAGAGGCUGAGAAGGAAAAUAAGAAGAAGAAAAAGAAGGGAAAGAAGGCUGGAGAGGCAAAGUCUUCACAUCAUCGCAAGGCAAGAAAAAACAAAGAGCAAAAGGAUGAUGAUGAAGAUGAAGAGGCCAAGAGAAGAGUGGAAUAA